CCGGAAAUGAGUCCUAGAAAGCCGCGUCACCAUAGCAACCGAGUUGCUUUCUGAGUGGCGAUGCUGUUGCGGCUUCACCGGAGCCUCUUUGGGGUUCAUUUCCUCCUUCAGCACCAGAGACUUCAUCGUCCCGAAAAAUGAUCGGGCCAAGGGCCCUUGUGACGUUGAGCAGAGCCAGGAGGGCUCAGGGCUUGGGUGGGGUAGGACGCGACCACCCCACAGACCACCGGCAGCAUGGGUCUGGGGGAGUCCAAGCUGCCGCAGAAGGGCAGGUCCUUGAGGCCGCAGGAAAAGGACAUCCUCAAAUCCCCCCUGAUCAUCUUCGUGAUGGGAGGCCCAGGCUGUGGCAAAGGGACCCAGUGCAAGAACAUGGCAACUAAGUAUGGUUUCUGCCAUGUGGGACUGGGCCAGCUGUUGCGGCAGGAGGCCCAACAGGGCACCCGGCGUGGCCAGAAGAUCCGUGACAUCAUGCUCCAGGGGCUCCUGGUACCCACGGGCAUCAUCCUAGAUAUGAUCAGUGACAACAUGUUGUCCUACCCAGAGAGCCCGGGCUUCCUCAUUGAUGGCUUUCCCCGGGAGCUGCGGCAGGCCAAGGAGUUUGAACGCAUUGUCGGCCGGGCCCCCAACAUUGUCAUGGUGUUUGACUGUUCCAUGGAGACGAUGGUCCAAAGAGUGCUGCGCCGGGGUCAGGUGGAGCACCGGGCAGAUGACUGUGAGUCGGCCAUCCACCGGCGCCUGGAGACACACUACACCCUGUUUGAGCCUGUCUUGACCUUCUACCAGCAGAAGAACCUGCUCUGGAAUAUCUUGGCAGAAGAAACUCCACAAAACAUUUUUGCCAAGUGCUGCUCUGUCAUAGACAGUCUGCAGUGAGAUGAAGAUGCUGGGCUCUGCCUUUACCCUCACCCCAGAAUCCACACAGGGCUCAGAAAGGAGUGCAGAGCAUGCGAGAGGCCACGUCUGCCACCAAGUACUGGAACUGAAACCACUUCCUCGAAGAGGCCAAGCAACUCCCAGGGGCAGUUUUAUGUUUGCUGCUGUGCAGAGACUUAGUUCUCACUAUCUUCUAUGGCUGGCUCAACAUGAAGGAUCCCAAUUUUGAAAGAAAAAAAAGCAUGUGAGAGACACAGAAUGAACGAGAGAGCGAGAGCCCAGCCACACUUGUGCCACAACCACUGAGCCACUCACAGGGAGGGCUCCCUGGCACCCCCACGGCCAUCGCUCUCUCGCCAAACGAACAGAAAAAAAAUCUAAACAAACAAAAAAAGCCCCCAAACAGAACAAAAUGGAAAAAAAAAAAAAAAAAAAAAAAGAUUUUCACAGAUGAAGAAGUUCACAUUCAUUCGAUUCAUUGAGCCUGCGGAGAGGGAGAGAUAGGAAUUGGUCACUCCGGGGAGGGAGAAGAAGGGGCUGGAAUCUAGAGGGGGCAAGUGGCAGAGGGGCCUGGACGCCCACUCCGGUCCUGUGGCGAGCUCAGGCUGAAGGGCAAGUGGUAACUGUCUAGUCAAGUGCUCCGGGGAACUCGGCUGAGUCAGACUGGCUCCCUGAUGGAGGAGGAGAAAGAAUGACAAGGAAGGAGAGAGAAGCAGGGUCCUCAGAAAGGGGAAAAGGGGAGAGAGCAAGAGAGAAGCACGCUCAGGGUGCAGAGGGGAGAGGGGUGCCCUUUGUCUUCAAGAAGGUGGGUGGCUCCCGGCACAUCACAACAUCAACAGUCUCAGAUCAUGGUGUCCCCACAACACCCCUGUGAGGUAGGUUGGAAGGUGGCAACGACCAUCAUGCCCACUUCACAGACAAGACCGGGACACAGAGGCGGGCACAGAGCAGAGGCCGAGCCCCUGGAGCUGGUCCCCUCGGUCAGCUCCCUGCAUCCCCCGCCAGAGCCGGGGCUGACCCACACCAGGGUCACCUGCAACGCACAGUCAUUUGGACAUGAGGGGAAAAGAUCAUGGGUUUAAAAAUAAAAUAAAAAGAACAAAACCCAAAAAAAGUAAUG
Molecule: messenger RNA, 1993 nt
Organism: Talpa occidentalis (Iberian mole)
Lineage: Eukaryota; Metazoa; Chordata; Mammalia; Eulipotyphla; Talpidae
Product: adenylate kinase isoenzyme 1
Exons: 7
Coding region: 235-873 (212 amino acids)
Biological process (GO): nucleoside triphosphate biosynthetic process
Cellular component (GO): cytosol; cytoplasm
Molecular function (GO): AMP kinase activity; ATP binding
Source: RefSeq, a predicted model, not a curated record